Condylostylus longicornis is the source of this 2799-nucleotide messenger RNA. RefSeq names its product V-type proton ATPase 116 kDa subunit a 1-like. Gene Ontology annotation, biological process: proton transmembrane transport; vacuolar acidification. Gene Ontology annotation, molecular function: ATPase binding; proton-transporting ATPase activity, rotational mechanism. The transcript is spliced from 6 exons. The record is from RefSeq and is a predicted model, not a curated record. Lineage: Eukaryota; Metazoa; Arthropoda; Insecta; Diptera; Dolichopodidae. Gene Ontology annotation, cellular component: vacuolar proton-transporting V-type ATPase complex; plasma membrane; vacuolar proton-transporting V-type ATPase, V0 domain. The coding region runs from base 250 to 2697 and encodes 815 amino acids.
ACGACCGCGAAAGUAUGCUUUUGAAAAUAAAAGCGAUUUUUAUAAAGUGACAUACAAACAUACAUACGGGAAUAUUUUUUUGUUUUAUAAAGUAUCGGAAUAGAAUAUUAAAAUUUAGUGAGAACUUGUAUUAAAUUUAUAUACGUUUUCGGUUUUUUCUGUUUUUCCUCAAAACUUUACCACCAAAAGUUCUGUACCUGCCAAUAUUUUAGAUUCUUUGACAGUCAGAGUGUUGUUUGAAUUUUCAAAAUGGGUUCUAUGUUCAGAAGUGAACAGAUGGCCCUAUGCCAAAUGUUUAUUCAACCUGAAGCAGCAUAUGCAUCACUUUCGGAAUUAGGUGAAAUUGGUAUAGCCCAAUUUAGAGAUUUACAUGAUGGUGAAAAUGAUUUUCAACGUAAAUAUGUCACCGAAGUACGUCGCUGUGAUGAAUUAGAACGAAAAAUUCGUUAUAUUGAAAAAGAAAUUAAUAAAAAUGAAGUUGUUAUACCACCGAUUACAACUGAACCAAAAGCAUUACAACCAAAUGAAGUAACAAAUUUGGAAGCACAUUUAGAAAAAAUUGAAAGUGAAGUAAUUGAAUUGUCACAAAAUGAAAUCAGUUUAAAGCAAAAUUUUCUUGAAUUAAAAGAAUUGGCAUGUGUUCUUGAAAGUACACAAGGUUUUUUUACCGAUCAUCAAAUGAGACGUGUUAGUAUUAUUGCAGAAGAUUUUAAAACAACAUCAAAUAUUGCUAGCCGAGGACGUUUAGAUUUUGUUGCUGGUGUUGUUGCACGUGAACGUUUAUUUUCUUUUGAACGUAUGCUAUGGCGUAUAUCACGUGGUAAUUGCUUUAUACGACAAGUCGAUUUAAAUGAUCCAUUCGAAGAUGCUGAAAGUGGAAAAUUAAUUCAUAAAACCGUAUUUGUGGCAUUCUUUCAAGGUGAUCAAUUAAAAAAUCGUAUUAAAAAAGUAUGUGCUGGUUUUAAAGCAUCAUUAUAUCCGUGUCCGAAUACAAAAGGAGAAAGAGAAGAAAUGUUACGUGGUGUAAAGACAAGAAUUGAAGAUUUAAAAAUGGUUUUAAAUCAAACAAGUGAUCAUCGUAAUCGUGUAUUAAUCAGUGUUGCCAAUAAUUUAGGUAAUUGGAAAAUAAUGGUGAAAAAAAUGAAAGCAAUUUAUCAUACAUUGAAUUUAUGUAAUAUGGAUGUUAUGAAUCAAAAAUGUUUAAUAGCUGAAUGUUGGGUUCCAAUCGCUGAUAUUUAUAAAGUUCAAAAUUCUUUAAAAGAUGGUUCGGCAGCUGUUGGUAGUACAAUACCAUCAUUUUUAAAUGUAAUUAAUACAAAUGAAACACCACCAACAUUUAAUCGUACAAAUCGUUUUACGCAUGGUUUUCAAGUAUUAAUCGAUUCAUAUGGCAUGGCAACAUAUCGUGAAGCAAAUCCAGCAUUAUAUACAAUUGUUACAUUUCCAUUUUUAUUUGCUGUUAUGUAUGGUGAUUUCGGACAUGGUUUAAUUCUAUCUGUAUUCGGUCUAUGGAUGGUAUUAAAUGAAUCAAAAAUUAUUGCACAAAAAUCUAAAAAUGAAAUUUGGAAUAUAUUUUUUGGUGGACGUUAUAUAAUAUUAAUGAUGGGAUUAUUUUCAAUAUAUACCGGUCUAAUAUACAAUGAUAUAUUUUCGAAAUCAGUUAAUAUAUUUGGUUCAACAUGGCGUAAUGUUUAUAAUAAAUCAACAGUUUUAACAAAUAAAGAUUUAGUAUUAGAUCCAAAAACAACAUAUAAUUAUACGUAUCCAUUUGGUAUGGAUCCGGCAUGGCAAAUGGCCGAAAAUAAAAUUGUAUUUUUGAAUACAUAUAAAAUGAAAUUAUCAAUAAUAUUUGGUGUUGCACAUAUGGUAUUCGGUGUAUGUAUGUCCGUUGUCAAUCAUAUACAUUUCCGAAGAUUUUUAAAUAUAUUUUUGGAAUUUAUGCCACAAAUAUUUUUUUUAAUUUUAUUAUUCGGUUAUAUGGUAUUAUUAAUGUUUAUCAAAUGGAUUAAAUAUAGUGCAAAAGCUUUAACAAUUCCAGAAGAACCAGGAUGUGCACCUUCAGUUUUAAUAACAUUCAUUAAUAUGAUGCUAUUUACACCAGCUGGUGUUAAAGAUCCAAAUUGUGAAACAGAAUAUAUGUUUUAUGGACAAUAUUACGUACAGAUGGCUUUUGUAGCUUUUGCACUUCUUUGUAUACCAUGGAUGCUUUUAUUUAAACCGCUUAUUACAUUAUUUAAGAGUAAAAAUCAUAAUCGUGUUCAAGUAGGUAAUGUAGAAGGUCAUGUUAUGGUUCAACAAGUACAUGAAGAACCAUUUAGUGAAGUUUUCACACAUCAAGCCAUUCAUACAAUUGAAUAUGUUUUGGGAACUGUUUCACAUACAGCUUCUUAUCUUCGUUUGUGGGCGUUAUCAUUAGCUCAUGCACAAUUAGCUGAAGUAUUAUGGGCUCGCUUGUUUUCGAUGGCUUUUUCAUUAGCGCCUGGAUAUAUUGGAGUGGCUAUGAUAUUAAUAUUGUUUCCUGCUUGGGCAUUUUUAACAAUUGCCAUUUUAGUUGUCAUUGAAGGUUUAUCAGCAUUUUUACAUACUUUACGUCUUCAUUGGGUGGAGUUCAUGAGUAAAUUUUAUGAGGGCGCCGGAUAUGCUUUUGAACCAUUCUCUUUUAAAACAAUACUAGAAGCCGAUGAAUUCACUGAAUAAAAGUUUUUAUUUAAUUUUAAAUUAAAGUAAAACUUAAACUUUACAUUCUACGUAACUCAAAAUGUUGAGAUCUUAAUAAUAAAUAAAUAAAAUCGAAGAAAA